Molecule: messenger RNA, 1344 nt
Organism: Metarhizium acridum CQMa 102
Lineage: Eukaryota; Fungi; Ascomycota; Sordariomycetes; Hypocreales; Clavicipitaceae
Biological process (GO): glucan catabolic process
Molecular function (GO): hydrolase activity, hydrolyzing O-glycosyl compounds
Source: RefSeq, a predicted model, not a curated record
AUGCGCCCUGUAACCGCUUGGCUACUUGCCAUUCACUUUACAGCCUCAGCGGCUGAACAGUUUCGUGUCAAGAAGACCUACGGUGUCGACAACUUCUUUGACUCGUUCGACUUUCGCACCACCGGUGGUAAUCCAAAUCAGAAUGACGACAAUUGGUCGUGGGUGAAGUACCAAGAUUUACCAAAUGCACAGAAAAAGGGUCUAGCCAAGGUCAAAGACGGCGAAAUCUACCUGGGCAUUGAUCAUACCAGGGUUCUGAAUAAGACGUCUGCCGAGGGACGCGACAGUCUCCGGGUCGUUUCGAAAGAGGCAUUCAGGUACGGGUUAGUUAUUACUCGUUUUACUCAUUUGCCGGAGCUCGUUUGCGGAGGCUGGCCAGCAUACUGGACUCUCGGUGUAGGAGAAUGGCCCAAGGCUGGUGAAAUCGACAUGUAUGAAGGCUGGAACCUGGACGUACACAAUAAGCCGGCUAUACACGUCGGUCCAGCGGCCGAAUUUGGGUCAUGCACCAUUGAACAGGACGAUCAAUCCGCAGAGGUCAUCUCCGGAAAUUGCGACAAUACCUUCGCCGAUAAUAAAGUUCAGUGGCCAGGCCAAGGUUGCCAGUCUAGAGAGACAAAAGACACCAUUUGGGCUUCCCCAGAGGGAGGAAUCCAGGCCCUGGAGUGGACCAAAGAUUACAUUAAGCUGUUUACCUGGCCGCAUGGCAAGGAGCCCGAGAACCUGGACGACGAUGAGCUCGAUACUUCGUCGUGGGGCAAGCCGACCGUUCAGAUACGCGCCUCGAAAUGCGACAUUGACGGCAUCUUCCAAAAGCAGCAACUCAUGUUCACUCUUCCGGUUUGCGGAAACCCACCUGGGAGUGAUCAAUUUUGGAAGGAGCUAGAUGGAGGCAGUGGUAAAACAUGCGACAAAGUCACCAGAGAGCCGACAUGCAUCGACUUUGUUGCCAAGAAUCCUCACGCCUUCAAGAAUUUUUACUUUCAAAUCAAGGACAUCCGGUACUUUGAACAAAGGCUCAUCAAGCCAACGAACAACACAAGUAUGGCGACAUCGACGUCGACAAGGUCAAUGAACCGCACGAGGACUGUAACGUCCUUGACAACGACAAUGUCAAUGAACCACACCACGUCCUUGACAGCUACAAUGUCAAAGAACCAGACUAGCUUGGUAGCGCCCUCCGCGGUGUCUCUGUCAAAGAACCAGACUCGAAUUACCACGGCUACUGCGCCAGGAAUCCAAGACGGCCAAAAGGAUACCCAAGAGGCUGCAACGGUCACAUCGACAGCCUCAAUGUCUCGCGUCUCAUGUAAACAUAAAAGACAUGGUUUGCGACACAUCUAA